GGGCGGGGAGAGGACACCUUCCGACCAAUGAGCACGGCGGGGAGGCGGGGCGGUGCCGCCGGUACCGUUGGGCGCAGAGGCGGCGGCGGGCGGCGGGCGGCGCCGCCAUUAUGAGUUACUCAGGUUAUGGAGACUGGAACUCUGGGACAAACAGAGGGUAUGAGAGCUACAAUUAUGGCUAUGGCUAUGGGCAGGACAACUCGGGCAACUAUGGCUACGGCAUGGCUGCCUCCAACUCGUGGGAUAUGGGCAACUCAGACAUGGACAUGAACCCCGACGGUGCUGGCAGUGCCGACACCGUCAUUGCCAAAAUGAACCAGCGCCUGGACAUGGUGUCCCACCUGGAUGCUGACAGCAUGCAGGGUGGGCACUACGGCUCCGGCGGGGACCGGUACGACUCAUACGAAUCCUACGACUCGAGGUCCUCAAUGAACGACCGGGACAUGUACCGCUCCGGUUACGACUACAACGAGAACGAGAACGACAACGCCUACGACAGUCACUACGACGGUCACUACGACGACCACUAUGAAAGUCACUACGACAGCUUCUAUGGGAACCGCAGGGACCAGUACCAGCACAGGGCACGGGAUGGCUUUGGCCAACGGGGUCAGAACUGGGCGCGGGACGGGCGCAACACCAGACCCAUGGCUUCACCGUACUCGGGGCGCAUGGGCGGGCAGUGGAACGACGCGCCGCGGGGCAUGGGCCCCCACGGCUCCUCCCGCCUGCCUUCCCUCUUCUCCCACAACAUCAUCCCGGAGCUCGGCAUGUUCCAAGGGAUGCGAGGAUUUUCGGGGAACAUGCGCUUCGGAGGAGGCAUGAUGAAGCAGAGGAUGAGGAGAAACUGGAAAAUGUGGGAUUCGGACUUUAAACCUCAGAAGAAGAAAAUGAAGAAGGAUCUCACCGGAAAGAAGCGGAAGCAAACCAGCAGCUCAGAUGAACCCGACAGCAAGGCGGCGAAGACAGAUGGCUCCGAAUCUGACUCUGACAAUGAGGAAGGAACCGAAGGAGAAUCGGGAGAAAAAGAGGAGAAAGAAGGCUCCAGAGGUGAAGGGGAUGAUGAAGAAGGUCGAGACUCAGAGAAAGGUGCUUUAACAAUUCAAGAAGAGAUCAGUCAAAUCAAACGCAAAUUACAGGCGGGCAAGAAAACUCAAGAGAGGCAAAAGAAGAGGCACCGAGAUCGCAUGGUGGAAAGGAUCCAGUACGUUUGUUCCCUGUGCAAAUACCGCACCUUCUAUGACGACGAGAUGAACAGUCACCUAGAGAGCAAAUUCCACAAGGAACAUUUCAAAUUUGUUGGAACCAAGUUGCCCCAGCAAACAGCUGACUUCCUGCAGGAAUAUGUUGCCAAUAAAACGAGGAAAACUGAAGAGCGCCGUAAAGCAAUUGAGGACAUCAACGCAGUUAUCCAGCAGAUCUAUAGGGACCAGGAUCUUACACAAGACAUUGGUAUGGAGCACUUCAUCAAGAAGGUAGAGGCUGCUCACUGCGCUGCGUGCGACCUCUUCAUCCCCAUGCAGUAUGGCAUCAUCCAGAAGCACCUGAAGUCACUUGACCACAACCACAACCGCAGGGCCAUGAUGGAGCAGUCCAAGAAAUCCUCCCUGGUGGUGGCCAGGAGCAUUCUGAACAACAAGCUGAUCAGUAAGAAGCUGGAGCGGUACCUGAAGGGUGAGAAUCCUUUCACAGAUGACCCCGAAGAAAAAGAGGAGCACGAGGAGGGAGAAGGGGGAACAGCUGGGAACGUGGAGGAAGGGACAGCAGAAGGAGGAGACGAAAACAAGGAUGAGGAGGAGAAUAUGGAAGAAGAGAAUGUGGACGAUGAGAACAAGGAGGAAAACGUGGGCGAUGAGAACAAGGAGGAAGAGAAUUUAGACAAUGAGAACAAAGAGGAGGAAAUUUUAGACGAUGAAAACAAAGAGGAAGGAAAUCUGGAAGAGGAAAGCAACGAUCCCAAGGAGAACCCAGAAGGAAAUGAAAAUGAGGAGGAGGAAGAAAAAGGGACAAAGAGGGAAACUGAGGCCCAGGCAGAAGCACAAGAAGUGGAGCUGGGCGCAGGGAGCAGAGGGGGGGAGGAGGAGGAGAGCUGGCAGCCUGCUGGGGAAUCGCUGCCGGAGGACGAAGAGCAGCAGCCAGCAGAAGGUGAAGAGGAGGAGGAGGAGAGUGAAGAAACCACUGCUGCUCCUGAGGAUGAGGAUACGGCAUAAAACAUUGGAUAGGAAAGCUGACACAAAAGAACUGGCAUCUUUUUUUAAAAACAUUGAAAAGAAGCAUAACUGUAUCUGUGAAUUUGAUAGCACAUGUUGAGUUACCGUUCCACUAAACUCAUGUAGGCAGUGGAAGCCUUUAACUGUAAAGUGAUUGGGGAAAAAUAGAUUCCUAUUUUAUUUUUUGUUCUGUUUUGUUUUUGUGGUUUUGGUUUUUUUUUUGUUUUUUUUUUGUUUUUUUUAACCAAAUCUUCAUUUGAGUAGCUAGGUUUUGUGUGGUCUGGUUUUUUAGAUGCCUUUGUACUAGGAGAACUUCCUCUGAGCAUGUGUACCAACCAGCGCAUCGUCACCACCUGGCAAAUGAGAUCUCUUCUCUCUCCCCCCUUAAAAUUUUUCUAUAUUUAAUGAAGAUGUGGUUUGUCCCCUCAGACUGUCUGCCUGGAGCCAGCGGAAGUUCCCUUGCAGGGCGUUCAUUUCUGCGAUGUACGCUGUGAGGUUCUGCAUCAUCUCUGUGUGACUGUAAUAUUCCUCCCUCCCCCCCCUCCCCGCCCCAUGUUUUAAUGCAGAGCGAAACUUUUCAGUGGUGUCAACA
Molecule: messenger RNA, 2802 nt
Organism: Phasianus colchicus (ring-necked pheasant)
Lineage: Eukaryota; Metazoa; Chordata; Aves; Galliformes; Phasianidae
Gene: AKAP8L
Product: A-kinase anchoring protein 8 like
Cellular component (GO): nucleus; nuclear matrix
Molecular function (GO): DNA binding; protein kinase A regulatory subunit binding
Source: RefSeq, a predicted model, not a curated record